Staurois parvus is the source of this 455-nucleotide messenger RNA. The record is from the annotation of a GenBank genome assembly. NCBI's taxonomy places the organism in Eukaryota, Metazoa, Chordata, Amphibia, Anura, Ranidae.
AUUCGCUAUAUCUGGACUCCCACAGCACACAGAACAUGAAAGUGGAAUUAUUUUAGUAAAUAUAAACUGCUAAAUGCCUUUUGUUCUUCUAUCAGUGUCCAGAAGAGCACUGGUUACAGCUUGUAGAGGGAGUUUUCAUUCUCCUGUAGCAGGAUGUAGGACCUCUGAGCUCUGUCUGAGGAGUGCUGAUUGGCCCUGUGCUGAUCACAUGCACUCUCCCAAGAAAAAAAACAACUCUCUAGCAAUACACACCAAACUGAGUGUGUGCAGCUUGCCCCUAGCCUCUGUUCCAUCGGGAGAUAUUAGGGAGACACUGGAAAAAGGGGAGGAUCAGAGAAGACAGUAUCAAACAUUCUUUUUACACGAUGUGGAGGAUUAACCCCUUAGGUUCCACAGUGAGUAUAACAAGUUUGCUUUACUGCAUAUACAGACUGAUUUUACUGUUGUGGGUUUAG